AUGCGCAGAGCUCCGAGAGGGGAGAAGCCACAGCUUUCCUUUCGGAUACCAGUUUCUGGCGGGACCUUCACGCGUUCCCUCCUGCCGCCACGCCCCUCCCACGCCCCGCCCCCUGCGCCUGCGCUCUCGCGAGGGGGCGGGACGGGGCAGUGGUGCGGUGACACCUGGCGGCGGCGGGGGGCGGGCGCUAAGCGAGCGUGGACUGCGAUUGGCUGGGACGGCGUGGGCGGGGCGGGAGGAAGGAGCGGGGACGGUCGUGGGGCGCCCGUCGGAGCGUCUGGUGCGGCGGCGCACGCCCAGCACCCGCGCCCCCUUGAGUGCGGCGGCCCCGAGGCCUGGCGUUUGGAAGCGCGCCUCAGACAAGUGGCCCCGAGUUUCCUGCUGGUCUUUAGCAGGGCUCUGACCCGCGGAGUAAGUUGCCUCGCAGCUAGCUCGUCGGAGUCUGGAAACUCCCCUCAGAAAUCUUCCCUUGGAGGGAAAGUUCACACCGAGAGUAAAGUCUCCGUACCCGGCCUCCUGCAUUUCCAGCUCGUGGUUCUUACUCCACCUUACUUUUCUGCCGAACGUUUCUACUGGGUUUCCCCCCCAUCUUUUGCUAGUUCAAAAUAUUUUACGGUAUUGCGGACUACGGCAUCCAGUGGCCCGAGAUUCAUCAUUUCUGUUCUCAAGAUCCGUGCCAGAGAGAUCUUUGACUCUGUGGGAAUCCCGUCCACUAUCGAGGUUUUUCUCUACACCCUGAAAUGUCUCUUCAGAGCCGCUGUGCCCAGUGGUGCCUCAGCUGGUAUCUAUGAGGCCCUAGAGAUCCAGGACAAUGAUGAGACUCACAGUAUGGGGAAGGGUGUCUCAGAGGCUGUUGAGCACAUCAAUAAAACUAUUGCGCCUGCCCUGGUUAGCAAGAAACUGAAUGUCUUGGAGCAGGAGAUCGACAAACUGAUGAUUGAGACGGAUGGGAUGCAUAAGUUUGGUGCAGACGCCAUUCUGGGGGUGUCCCUUGCUGUCUGCAAAGUUGGUGCUAUUGAUAAGGGCGUUCCCCUGUACCGCCACAUCGCUGACUUGGCUGGGAGCUCUGAGGUCGUCCUGCCAGUCUCAGCCUUCAAUGUCAUCAACAGUGGUUCUUACGCUGGCAGCGAGCUGGCCAUACAGCAAGUCAUGAUCUUCCCUGGCACGGCAGCAAACUUCAGGGAAGUCGUGCGCGUUGCAGAAGUCUCCCACAGCCUGAAGAGUACCGUCAAGGAGAAAUACAGCAACGAUGGAACCAACCUGGUGGACGAAGGCCGGUUUGCGCCCAGCGUCCUGGAGCAUAAGGAAGGCCUGGAGCUGCUGAAGACCAUGAUUGGGAAGGUGGUCCACACAGACAAGGCGGUCAUCAGCAUGGACGUGGCCGCCUCCAAGUUCUUCAGGUCUGGGAAGUAUGACCUGGACUUCAAGUCUCCUGAUGACCCCCGUAGGUACAUCUCAUCUGACCAGCUGGCCGACCUGUACAAGUCCUUCAUCAAGGACUACUCUGUGGCGUCCAUCAAAGACCCCUUCAAGCCGGACAACUGGGUCACUUGGCAGAAGUCCACGGCCAGUGCUGGGAUCCAGGUGGUGGAAGGUGAUCUCACAGUGACCAACCCUAAGCACGUCAGCAAGGCCAUGGGCGAGAAAUUGUGCAACUGCCUGCUGUUCAAAGUGAACCAGAUUGGCUCCGUGACUGAGUCCCUUCAGGUGUGUCGGCUGGCCCAGGCCAAGGGCUGGUAUCAUGGUGUGUCAUGUUCUGGAGAGACUGAAGACAUCUUCAUCGCCGACCUGGUGGUGGGGUUGUGCACUGGGCAGAUCAAGACGGGUGCACCUUGCACAUCCAAGUACUUGGCCAAGUACAGCCAGCUCCUCAGGAUUGAAGAGGAGCUGGGCAGCAAGGCCAAGUUUGCUGGUAGGAACUUCAGAAACCCUCUGGCCAAUAGGCCAGGGGCAGGCGAGCCCUGA
Carlito syrichta (Philippine tarsier) is the source of this 1965-nucleotide messenger RNA. Its product is annotated as alpha-enolase-like. Gene Ontology annotation, molecular function: phosphopyruvate hydratase activity; magnesium ion binding. Lineage: Eukaryota; Metazoa; Chordata; Mammalia; Primates; Tarsiidae. Gene Ontology annotation, biological process: glycolytic process. Gene Ontology annotation, cellular component: phosphopyruvate hydratase complex. The record is from RefSeq and is a predicted model, not a curated record.